CAAUGCUGCCCGAGAGCGGAUCGUUUCCGCAAGUUUAAAACGCGAUUUGAAUCUUUCUGGAGACGGCGAUGGCCCUGCCCAGAGUGUGAAUUUGAUAUCGUUCGCGACAGCCGAAAGAGAGUUUAUUUUUGUUCGCAUCCGCUUUCACUCGAGGUGUCCAUAGUCUAAUUUAACAAGUGCCCGGAGCAGCAAGCAGCUGAUUGCGGUCCGCGAGUGUGGUUUGGUUUCAGCGCGACCCGAAUUUCGUUUUUUUUUUAUCGCACGUUGGUUUUUGGCGGUUUGGCGUGUGAAAUAUUGCCGGUUGAAAUGUGCGAAAAGCGGACGAUUGCGGUUUGGUGGUCGUCGCUGUUGGCGUGGAUGCUGCAGUUGUCGAUUGUCCAAUUGGGUCAAGCGCAGCGAAUUAUUGGUGAUCGCGUGUACGAGCCGAAGAUCUCCGACUUGUACAUGACGGUAAAUGCGCGCCACCGAACGCUGGAGCUGACCUGGAGGAAUUUCAACGACCCAACCGGGUUCAUUGUGUUGACGGAGCAUUAUCCUAUUAGAGAGUUUCAGCAGAAGCUGUAUUACGUUACGUACGAUGAUUUACAGCAGGCGAGCCAAGAAAGCAGUUCGCCCCGUAGCAAUGGAUUUGGGGAGGAAGGUAGUGGAGAAAAUUUCGCAAAUGGAAUGGAAUCAAUGAUGACGACGACGACGACCAUGAUGAUGACGGAGCAACCUGCAGUGUCCACUACGCCAAUAGUCGAGGUGGGAUGGGAGUACGACCAUUGGGAUGAGCACGGAGAACGGAAGAAGCCGGUGCUGUUCUCCAUUCAGCCGAUGUACGUUAACGGAUGGACUGCUACUGAUAUUAUCUACAACCGCGAGUGGUUGGAUCAGGCAGACAUCACGACCAGUUGCUACGGGUACUAUGCGUAUUUCAUCAACGCCAACGGCACCAUUCUGUCUGAGCACUGCAUGAAACUGUAUCCCACCUGGAUGAACGAUUUGCGGUCGCACGUGGGUCAGUUUCGCAUGAGGGAACUAUUCAUACCGGGAACGCACGAUUCUGCCUCGUACAAGAAGAGCCUCAACUAUCAGGAAAACAUAGUUACAAAGUAUUCCCUCACGCAAGAAGACGACAUCCGGAAGCAGCUGUUGCAAGGGGUGCGAUAUAUCGACCUUCGGGUGGGAUACUACCAGGUGUCCAAUCCACAGUUCUGGGCCAAUCAUGGCAUCUCACGGUUACAUCCCCUGAAGCAGAUUCUCCACCAGAUUCGGGAUUACGCUUUGGAGACGAACGAAAUCAUCAUCGUGGAUGUUCAGGAGUUCCCCGUUGGAUUCGGGAAACAGUACGAAGUCCACGACAAGUUGAUCCAAUUCCUGAAUGAAACACUCCACGACGUUAUGGCGGAUCCGUCCAUCACUUGGUACGGACGCCUAUCGGAAAUCUGGGCGCGUAACAAAACAGUUAUCCUGUGCUACGACCACGAGUACGCCAUGCGCUCCUAUCCGGAUGUGGUUUGGCGAUCGGCCGAACAGAAGUGGGGUGACGUCCAAUCGCUGGAAGAGCUAAAAAGUUUCCUGUUCAAGAUUCACACACGUUACCUCUACGGCUUCACGAACCGUCCAGUAGCGGAUAUGGCGGAGCUUACCCCGGAUCCGUGGGGUAUAAUCACCGAUCGGUACGGUGGCCUGCGGAAGAUGGCCGACUCCGUCAAUCGGUUUGUAACUAAGUGGUACUUCGAAGAGCUGGGUCCUACGGCCAACAUUGUGGCGGUGGAUUUCAUUCGGGGGACCAACAUCAUCGACGCUGCCAUCUAUUGGAACCAGAAGAGGGUUCCCAGUGGUAAAUAAAUCUGACCUGUGAAAAUUUCA
Molecule: messenger RNA, 1854 nt
Organism: Aedes aegypti (yellow fever mosquito)
Lineage: Eukaryota; Metazoa; Arthropoda; Insecta; Diptera; Culicidae
Gene: PLCXD
Product: PI-PLC X domain-containing protein 1
Exons: 3
Coding region: 307-1833 (508 amino acids)
Biological process (GO): lipid metabolic process
Molecular function (GO): phosphoric diester hydrolase activity
Source: RefSeq, a predicted model, not a curated record